CAUGGAGUUAGAAUCCAUGAACGGCCCAUUUUGUUGCUCCUAUAUAAUAUAAACCCUAGCUCGAUUAGGGCUUCAUUGGGCGGCCGUCGAUAUCUGAAUCCUCAACUUCUCUUCACUAACUUAGUUUUCUUUAAUCGAAAAUGAGUCGAGGAGGUGCAGCCGGUCCCAAGGGGAAGAAGAAGGGAGUAACCUUCACAAUCGACUGUUCUAAGCCAGUGGAAGAUAAGAUUAUGGACAUUGCUUCGUUGGAGAAGUUUCUUCUCGAGAGGAUUAAAGUUGGAGGCAAGGCUGGAGCUCUUGGGGAUUCCGUCUCUGUUACUCGCGAGAAGAGUAAAAUUACCGUCACUUCUGACAGCAACUUCUCCAAGAGGUAUUUGAAGUACUUGACUAAGAAGUACCUGAAGAAACACAAUGUGCGAGAUUGGCUACGAGUGAUUGCUGCCAACAAAGAUAGGAAUGUGUACGAACUCAGGUACUUUAACAUUGCCGAAAAUGAGGGAGAGGAAGAGGAUUAAAUUUACCAAUUUAGACAUUGUAUUCAAGGAACAAGUGCGUCUAUACGUCGCUGGAAUCUCUCACUGUUUUUGUUACUAGUGUUGCCUGUGUGAUGCUCUCUAUUUUUAUUUGAACUAAUGCAGUUUAGCAAUUUUGUUUUCUUCGACAGACCUAGAUUGCUGGUAUUUUUUGUGUCAUAUUUGAGUAAGAUCAACAAUUUUUCACUUUAAA
Messenger RNA from Cucumis sativus (cucumber), 726 nucleotides. RefSeq names its product 60S ribosomal protein L22-2. The record is from RefSeq and is a predicted model, not a curated record. Lineage: Eukaryota; Viridiplantae; Streptophyta; Magnoliopsida; Cucurbitales; Cucurbitaceae. Gene Ontology annotation, cellular component: ribosome. Gene Ontology annotation, molecular function: structural constituent of ribosome; RNA binding. Gene Ontology annotation, biological process: cytoplasmic translation. The transcript is spliced from 3 exons. Bases 141 to 515 code for a protein of 124 amino acids.